AUGCCAAUUACCGAAGAAUUUCAUAAGCUCGCCCAUGCGAAGCAUCGCAAACGUGUCGCCGAGGCAAAGGCCAUUGUGGACCAUAAGUCACCCAUUCUACACGUUGGCAAUUUUUCAAGAUUUUCUAAAUUAAAAGACGAUGUGAUGACAUUUGUUGAGCGGAAUAAGGCAAAUGCUGAACUAUUGGUUCGUAUGAAUGAGAUUUUUCGUACCCGCGGUGUGACGGAUUCAUUUCGUGUCAAAGAAACGGCAUUAGCUGCCACGAAUUUGCCAAUACGUUUGAAGGAGUUGCAUAAAAUCGAAAUGGAAAAUAUGAAAAUGGGUAAAAGGAUUUUAUGUACUACAAAGGAGCUGGACACAUGGCAGGAUGCAGCGAAAUUAAGGAAAUCGAAGACCGCCAAAAGUCAUCAUGGGAAAUUCCUCGUUCCCUAUGGCAUUUUAAAGAAAUAUUCUCAAUUGAAACUGCCACAAGAUCACAAGGAACUGAAAGUGGUUUUAAGACCCAAGGUGUGGUUCGAUUUGGAAGUGAAGAACAUUCGCCCCCUGGGACGCAUUGUCCUGCAGCUCUAUACCGAAGCUGCUCCCGGUGUGGUUUUGGAAUUUAUAAAGUUGUGUAGUAGCGGGGUCGAUAAUCAACGUUUGUCUUUUGUUCGCCUUUUCCCUUCCUUGUGGUUGGAGGGUAAUUUGCGGUUGCCGGAUAAAACUUUAAUAUCCCGCCCAUUGGAAUAUGAUAAGCGGGCCAUGGAUCAUGGCAAAUAUGCUGGCAUUCUUUCGUUCUCUUUGGACCAUUUGAAAUAUCACAAGAGGGGCUUAUUUUAUUUUUCCAUCAGUUUUAAACCGCUUGUGGUGCUGAAUGGUCGACGUAUUGGUUUUGGUAGGGUGGUAGAGGGUUUGAAGGCCAUGAAAUCGAUUGAUGUUUAUGGUACAAAAAAUGGUAAACUAACUAAGGAAAUUGUUGUCUCGCAAUGCGGAAUCGUUAAAUAA
Messenger RNA from Musca vetustissima, 984 nucleotides. RefSeq names its product peptidyl-prolyl cis-trans isomerase-like. Gene Ontology annotation, biological process: protein peptidyl-prolyl isomerization. The transcript has a single exon. The coding region runs from base 1 to 984 and encodes 327 amino acids. The record is from RefSeq and is a predicted model, not a curated record. Lineage: Eukaryota; Metazoa; Arthropoda; Insecta; Diptera; Muscidae. Gene Ontology annotation, molecular function: peptidyl-prolyl cis-trans isomerase activity.